AUUAAUUAAAGUGGGUUGGCGACACUGCAUCACGAAAAUGUCCCUAAACAUCGAUUGUGGUGGGUUUGCAAUGUGUUGUCAAAAUAGAAUUUAAUAAUAACAAAUAUCAGUUUUCUGAUAAUGUAUCAUAUUUAAACCAAUUAUCUUUACACGUAAAAUAAGUUCAAGCAAUUGCCUUUAUUUCCGGCAAUUUCCAGCGAGUUGUGUGCUUUUAUUCGCAAGAAAAUGACCAAUUUAGUGUCCCCCUAGACUCAAGUUUAUUUAUUUAGACAAAAUUCCGAGUCUGGUAAGUCACUUUUCCGGUUUUUCUCUCAAUUUCCAUUCCUCCCGUUCUAGUUGGUAGUAAUUUGAUCCAAAAAAAAUGGAGGUUGAAACAGUGCCUCUCCCCGAGUCCAGUCCUGAUUUCUCUCAACCGCCCCCUAAUUUCCCCAAACCAGACUUCACAGAGAUCGAGAACGACUUCCCCUCCGACAAACCCGACGCCCCCUUAUCGAAACCCACAUUCAAGAGCGCCCUUCAGGCGAAGAAACGCCUCCAAGCCUUCUCUUCAACACGCCCCAGCUCGCUCCCGGCCUCCCCCAAGAAGGAGAAAAGCGACGAAGGGAAAAAACCCCCGAAAAAGGGCCACUAUCACGAUGACAAAGCGAAAGCCGUUAUCGAAGAAAUCGAAGAAUUGAAACGUGAAGAACAGGCGUAUUUGGAGAUGCAGCGACAGGCGUCAAAAAGAUCGCGUUCGAGGACCCCAGAGAGGGGCCGCUUCAAGAAGGUGGAGAAAAAGGCGAGGAAUUACAGGCGGAGGUCCAGGUCGGCCACCCCCGAAAAACCGCCCAAAAAAGUCGCCAAAAAGGCCAAAAAAUACCCAAAAAACUGGCGAGAGUUCAACGAGUUUGAGGCAACAUUUGAGCUAAAUCGCGAUUUUGAAAUCGCAUCGCCUGGGGGAAAUAACGAGCUUUUGAGACAACUACUCUUUGAAACUCCUUCCCUACCAAUAGUUGCGUUUAAAAUGAAGACUGUGGAACGGGAAGAUAAAAUUAUACCAUUUGAAUAUAUCAGAUAUACGAAAAGUAAGCCAAUUGUGGCAUACAGUGUGAACUGUGCUACAAUAAAACCGGUUUAUUUGUCAAGAAAAACCAUUCUGGAGUCACUGCCCAAAGACAUUGUUGCCAACAUUGAAAACUUAUAUUCAAAUUCGCUUACGUUUAAAGAAAAUGUGCAAGAUCCAAAAGUGGCUAGAUCCUGGUACCCGAAACAAUGGAAAGAAUCCGAAAAUGAAUGUAAAGUAUUGGAAAACUCAGUCGGUUUGAGUUUCCUCCAAACUUACGUCGGCGAAGAAGAAGAAAAUGAAGAACCCGAGUCCAAGCCCGAUGAGAGUGUCAAAAAAAAGAAGAAAAAGAAGAAAAGUGUCGAGAAAAAAACAAAGAAGCGUGUCAAAGACUCUGUAGAGAAGAAAAAGAAGCGUAAAAAAGACAAGACAAAGAAGCGCGAAAAGGACAAACACAAACAUAAAAAAGUGAAGGAGAAGAAGAAGAAAAAAUCGGAGAAUGAAGAGGAGAAGAGUGUGAAACCCAGCAAGCAACAAGUCAUCGACGAAUUGAAGAAAAUCGAUGAGAAAUUGGCGAAGAAACGCGAAGAGAAGGAAGAAAAACCGGAAAAGUCCCGGAAACGGAAGCAAUCGGAGACUGAAGAAGACGCGAAACGGCCGAAACACGAGAAAAACAAAUCCGAAGAGCACGCAUUGAAGAUCAAACUCGAAAAACAGAAAGAAAUGGAGCGUCAAAAACCCAGAAAGAAGAAAUCACGUUGGUCGGAAGAUGCGAAUGAAGAAAAAUCAAAGAAAGAUGAAGAAAAAUCCAAAGAUGCGACUCCUGACACCGACGAGUAUCAUUCGCAUUGGGAAAGUGACGACGACGUUUCGUCAUCGGUGCCUCGUCAGAGUUUGAAGGUCAAUAGGUCGUGGGAAAGCGACGAGGAAUUGUUCGAAAGGAGCCACAAUCGAAAUAAAACGCAAAAUGACAAUUAUACAAACCUCGAAAUACCUCUAAAUAUAAAAAAUUUCGCACGAAGAUCGAAUUGGGACGAUAAACCGCUCUCUGUCGUCGACGAAUUGAAACUACUUGAAGAAGAACGAAAAACACUAAGUGAAGAAAGACGCCAACUCGAAUUGGAAAAACAGAAAAUACUCAAAUUGCAAGAAGAAGUUGUCAAAAUCGAUGUUGAAGAAAAGAAGAUUGUUACUGAUGAUGUGAAAUCUUGCACACCGGAACAAGGAAUCAAAGUGAAGAAAACUAAACUCGAUCUUGACUUUAAUAUAGACAGUCUAAAUAGUAGUUUAUUGAGUAAUGUUAGUUCCACUGAAUCGAGUUUUCCGGUGGCGGUUCUUGAAAACGAAUACGAGGAAUUUAUAAAGGCGGUAAGUACGGAAACUGUAUUACCGAUAAAGAAAAAAACCGAAAGAAGAAGUUCAAGUUCGUCUAGUUCAAGUUCGGAUAGUGAUCAUAAAAAGAAGAAACGCAAAAAAAAGAAGAAAAAGAAGAAACGCGAAUGUGAAGGUUUACUUUUGGGCAAACACAAUGACAUUUUCAACGAAUUUGAUAUUCCUGUUCCUAGUGAUCUUCCCGAAAUGGUACCAACUCCGGUACCGGUACCUUCUCCCAUAGUCCCAGUCGACUUGAUACUACCACUUACCACACCGAUUUUACUAAAUCCGGUGGCCGAAAAACAGGAAGAAGAACCAACACCUGAGUCAGGUUUAGACUUAACGAAACCGUUUGUGUUCCCAUCGAUUAUUCUACCGAAAAAGCCCCCACUUGUCGACAAUUCUAACCUCAAUCUAAAUGACGACUCAGACAGUGCUGAUUUCACCGAUAAAUUCGUCAAAAAACCAGAAGAACAAGAGGAAAAACCACCCGAAUUGGAGGUUAAAAUCGAACCAGAACCGGUCGUGGAAGAAAUCAAAGAUGUGCCCCUCCCACAAGUCGAGUCUGAACCGCCCAAACUCGCCCCUGAGCCGCCCAAACGUUCCCCCACUCCUCCGCGUAAGAAAGAGAAGAGACGAAGUCGUUCGCGUAGCCCAAAGAGGCGGAGUCCUCCUCGACGUAUCACGCCACCGUCACGUCGUCGUCGCCCCUCCCCGCGACGUAGAACACCUCCCAGACGACGUCGUUCGCCGUCACCGAGACGACGCUCGCCGCCACGUCGCCGACGUCGUUCACCUUCGAUUUCUCCGCCCCGUUCUAGAGGCGGAGCUAGAAAGCGAACGCCUUCGCCACGGAUUCGUCGCGCUUCGCCUCUCAAUUCGCCAUUGGAUGGUUUUAAGAGGAGUGUUGCUGAUUCGACAAUCAGUGACGAUAUGUUACCACAGCCUAAUCCUGAUGAUUAUGUCGAGUCGCCACCCUCGUACGUGGGCGGUGCUAAGUAUUUUAAGAGAAGGGGGUCAGCAUCACCACAAAUGUCACCACGAAGGAUCUCAUUGGAUGAUAGAAUUAAUCAAGUGUUGGGAUUGGAGAAGAAUGAACCGCCCCCACAACCGAAAAUACACGAACCAUACCCGAAUUAUGGAUAUCCGAAUCAUGCAUAUGGACAACAGUAUCCACCAUAUGGACAGUAUGGACAGAAAAAUGACUACAUGCAACCAUAUGGGCCGGUCAUAUAUUCACAGCCACCUCCGACGAAUGUUGUCAAGUCAGUACCGGCCACUAAAGUUGUACAAGUAGGGAAUAUACUACAAGUCGUUCCGAAUGAUGAAAUCCCGCCCCCUGUCAUUGAAAACAAGACCCCCGAGCGGAGCCAAAAGAUCGUUCAAGUCGGUAAUAUGCUACAAAUCGUGCCGGCAUCGCAGAUUCCUGAAAUACCGGCCCAAAACAAUCAAAUCGUCGAAAUACCAGAACAAUCAGCCGAAGCAUCAAUGAAACAAAAAAUCGCUGAACGUAAAGCCGAACGCGAAAAACGACGCCAAGAACGCGAACGACGUCGAAAAGAGAAAGAGAAGAAACGAAAAGAGAAGGAAAAACGUAAACAAUUAAAACUUAAACUAAAAACAGAGAAUAUGAUCAAGCGAGCAAUUCAACUCGAAACUGAAGCCUUGGCCAAUGAAAUCGAAGAAGAGACAGAAAAUGCGGAAACACCCGUCCAAUGGUCCGUUCCCGUUGUCGUCUCGGCCACGCCCACUACGAAUAAAGGGAUUUUAUUGGCUCAGGGGGCGAGUAGGCAACGUAAAAGUGUGCAGUUUGCGGAUGGGGUGCGCCCGGGUGAAGGCACCUCCCCAUCAGGCGGGGAGGAAUUAUCGUCGCCGCCUCCUAAUCCCUGCAAAUUGAAAGAAAAACGGUACAAAAAAUUGAAGAUUCCUAAAAAAACAAAGAAGAAGAAGAUUAAAGUGAAGGUGGUGAAGAGAGUACAAAGUUUGGAGGAGGACGAUGAUGACGAUGAGGAUGAUAAUUUGCCGCCACCACCGCCGCCUCCUGGGUCACCGCCACCUCACGUGUUCCCGUCGAGAAUCAAGACGCACACCAUUAAUAAUGUUCAUCAAUACGUAGGGAAUAUUUUGCAGAGUAGUCCGGCUGGGUAUCCGUUUAGGCCCCCCAUUCCGGUGGUGCUGAAUCGGCAUCAGGGACCCCCAUCCUACAUGCAAGGGGCCUUCCCAACAGACGUAAAUAGUCUUUCACAUCAGCCGUUUCAAGGUGUUUCAUCACAUCAUUAAGCCGGAAAUUAAAUAAAACAAGUUGUAACAAAGUGUUAUUUAUGUAUGUACAUAUUGCAGUGAUUUUUUUUUUUUAUCCUAUUUAUAGUUGCGGACAUGUAGAAUUUUCGAUUUAUCGGUAGACUGUUUAAUUUAAGUAUUUGUUCUGAGACAACGGUUGGAAUAAAAUAUUUUUUAAUAAUUGA
Messenger RNA from Tribolium madens (black flour beetle), 4881 nucleotides. Its product is annotated as titin-like. The transcript is spliced from 8 exons. The record is from RefSeq and is a predicted model, not a curated record. NCBI's taxonomy places the organism in Eukaryota, Metazoa, Arthropoda, Insecta, Coleoptera, Tenebrionidae. Bases 362 to 4696 code for a protein of 1444 amino acids.